Dermacentor silvarum is the source of this 1948-nucleotide messenger RNA. RefSeq lists its product as uncharacterized. The transcript is spliced from 7 exons. The record is from RefSeq and is a predicted model, not a curated record. The coding region runs from base 425 to 1600 and encodes 391 amino acids. NCBI's taxonomy places the organism in Eukaryota, Metazoa, Arthropoda, Arachnida, Ixodida, Ixodidae. Gene Ontology annotation, molecular function: sequence-specific DNA binding. Gene Ontology annotation, cellular component: nucleus.
CGAAAAAAUCGCCGCUAAUAAAACACGCAUAGUACACCCCCUCGAAAAUAUGCCUGCGUGAGUUCAGUAACUCUCGCCAGAGGCACCGUAAUAAGCGCAAUUUUAAUAGUCAUGGCUAGGUGGCGUAUGCCACCGCCCGAUUUAAAGGGUUCAGCCUCAUCCAUCCAUUUAACCUACAAUCUUUCUCCCGCGCUUAUCGAAGCGUUUUUAUUACAUGACAGAGAGUACAAAUUUAUUAUUCUUAAUUAGAGAUUAUGCUAUUGAGUGCUAACCCGAUUCUUUUUUUACCAUUAUAAACUAAAAAUAACACUCAGCAUCAUCGAUCUCUCAAGUGACCUAUAGCUCUGGCCUGAAUUAAAAAAAAUUACCGGUACUAUCGCGUACACGGCAAGGCAAAGUUGGUUCUUUAUUCCAUGUUUCUGCUAUGGAUGAAAACGAACGUAAGGCGCGGCAUGCGGCGGCUCAACGGCAACGCCGACGACAAGCUACUCCGGAGGCGAGGGCGCGGGAAGCAGCGGCAAAACGGCAAAAACGCCAAGCGAACCCGGAGUUGAGAGCUCGGGAAGCAGAGGCUCAACGGCAACGCCGACAACAAACCACCCCGGAGGCGAGGGCGCGGAAAGCUAACCGUCGAGCGGACCCGGAGGUGAGAGCUCGGGAAGCAGCGGCAAAGCGGCGACGCCGACAACAAGCUGCUACUCCGGAGGCGAGAGCUCGGGAAGCGGCGGCAAGGCGGCGACGCCGACAACAAGCUGCUACACCGGAGACGAGAGCUCGGGAAGCGGCGGCUAAACGCCAUAGGCGUUGCCUACCGGAGAUGGGAGGCGCCGAUGCACGGUCCAAGCGUGAUUUCCUCGACCGGAGCUUGGGCGACAGCUGCAAAGUGUGUGAUCGCUUGUGGUUUGAUAACGCGUUGACCAAAAUCGACAGCAUACGAAACGAACAGUCGCGAGCCAACGCCAUCACAGUGAUGCAGCAAGAGUUCUCCGGUGGUGAUCACAAGCCUGUCGCCACCGCAUGCUUGCCCGCAAUCUACGAUGCAUCGGCACUAGGGCCCCCUGCUUCUCCCAGUGAACUCUGCUCACUAUCUCAGUUCUGCCCUGACCAACUUGGUGCGUGCCACGAACCAGUGUUGAGCAACGUGGGAGAAACCCUGCCGGCAGCUGAUGGAGUCAAGGCACAGACAGUUCGGGUGCACAGGACAGGAAGGAGUUGGCCUCUUGUCAUGUGUCCGCAUCAUUCAACAUCGGAAGCUGAAGCUCUUGGGGUGGCAACGGCCGACUUCAGUGCUGUGUUCCCGGACAUCGACUUCAAACAGGCGGCUGAGGUGGCAUGUGACAAGCCACCGUUUAUCGAGGACAGCCUGGUGAGUACCACCUGCCGGGUAGAACCGUGGCGAGGCCUCCAAGACAAGUGCGUCGGCGAGUACGAGGCCGUGCUGCAGCAUGCAGAACGGUUCUGCCAGACCGAACAUCACAUCACGCUAGUCCAGUGCAGAAAGCCACAAGUUUCAACCUGCAGUGUCGAAGUGCAGGCUGACCCAUGGUGCCAGCAUCAUUGUGGAAUUGGGCCCAUUGGUGUCGACUUGUGUGAAACCUGAAGCCUACAAGUUCAAGCACUAAGGACCUGCCAUGACCUACAAAACUGCACAUUUACUGGGUGCACUACAGUUGAGGUGUGCGUUUGCCUCAGACUCGGUGAAGGACCACUUUGAGCUUGCGUAUGACAUCUUGCCAGCCAUCAGUGUCCGCCUCUGCCCAGCCGUCCUCGAACAUUCCGAGUGCACCCUGUCAUUGGAUGUAAUGUGUUAUGGGGCUUGCUGCGUGUCAUCUGGAUAUCACCGUCCCGAAUUCCUCAGAACCAGAUGUGAGUGACGUCUAGUCUAUAACUGUUGUUAACCAUUUCCAGAGCAGAAAAUAAAUCAAGAAUGCCAGUAGUAGGCAUCAAA